Pelobates fuscus (common spadefoot toad) is the source of this 5266-nucleotide messenger RNA. It is a transcript of the gene DCC, whose product is annotated as DCC netrin 1 receptor. Gene Ontology annotation, cellular component: cell surface; plasma membrane; axonal growth cone. The coding region runs from base 131 to 4534 and encodes 1467 amino acids. The transcript has 30 exons. Gene Ontology annotation, molecular function: protein binding. The record is from RefSeq and is a predicted model, not a curated record. Lineage: Eukaryota; Metazoa; Chordata; Amphibia; Anura; Pelobatidae. Gene Ontology annotation, biological process: axon guidance; cell-cell adhesion; neuron migration.
UGUUGCACUGGGUUGAAAUUAACUUUGUAUUCUGAAACAAGGGGGGGACUCAAUCAAGGAAAAAUUAAACUGAAGCUGGGCUUGUGUGUUUGGGCUUAGAACACAUCUAUCCAGUGGUGUUUGCUGAAAUAUGGAGAAUAGUGUUGGAUUUUAUUCUGUUCCAAAGCUGGUGCAAUUUGCCUUCUUCACUAUCUUCAGCACAGACCUUCUAGCCUAUGGCUCACAGGUUAAAAGUUUUACAUCUUUGUGGUUCACUACGGAGCCUUCCGAUGUUGUCACCAUGCGAGGAAGUAAUGUGAUUCUGAACUGUGCAGCACAAUCUGACCAGGGAUCUCCGAUAAUUAAGUGGAAAAAAGAUGGAGUUUAUUUGAAUCUUGCAAUAGAUGACAGAAGAAAACAGCUAUUCAAUGGAUCUCUCGAAAUACAGAAUGUGGUCCACACAAGACAUCACAAGCCUGAUGAAGGUGUAUAUCAAUGUGAAGCAUCUUUAGACAGCAUUGGAUCACUUGUUAGCCGGACAGCGAAAGUAUUAGUUGCAGGACCACUGAGAUUCCUCUCCCAGACGGAGUCAGUCACAUCGUUCGUGGGAGAUACUGCUUUAUUGAAGUGUGAGAUUGUAGGAGAGCCGAUGCCCGUAGUAAAUUGGCAGAAGAAUCAGGAAGAUCUUAUAUUGACACCCGGAGACAGUCGGCUGAUGGUGCUGCCUUCAGGAGCAUUACAGAUUAGUAGACUUCAGGCAACAGACAGUGGAGUUUACAGAUGUUUGGCUAAAAACCCAGGAAGCUCUAGAACAGGAAAUGAAGCUGAACUGCGAAUAUUAUCUGAAUCCGGGUUACAUCGACAGCAAAUCUUUUUGCAGAGACCUGCAAAUGUUGCAGUUAUUGAAAGACAAGAUGCAGUUCUUGAAUGUGCAGUCUCUGGAUAUCCAACACCGACAGUCUACUGGAUGCAAGGAGAUGAAUUUAUUCAAACCAGGACAAAGAAAUAUUCAUUGCUGGGAGACAGUAAUUUGCUAAUUUCGAAUGUAACAGAGGGAGAUGCGGGGACAUACACUUGUGUGGUUACCUACAAAAAUGAGAACAGCAGUGCAUCUGCCGAGCUUACGGUAUUGGUUCCCCCACGAUUUCUGAAUCACCCUGCAAACCUCUACGCCUAUGAGAGUAUGGAUAUCGAAUUUGAAUGUGAUGUAUCUGGAAAGCCACCACCUACUGUGAAAUGGAUUAAGAAUGGAGAAGUGGUCAUUCCUAGUGACUACUUUCAAAUUGUGGGUGGGAGCAAUCUACGGAUUUUAGGACUUGUAAAGUCUGAUGAAGGGUAUUAUCAAUGCGUUGCGGAAAAUGAGGCCGGGAAUGUCCAAACCUAUGCACAGUUGCUUAUUCCUCAACCUGCUAUACCCAGUUCCAGUAUCCUUCCCUCUGCUCCCCAAGAUGUGGUCCCUGUUUUGGUUUCCAGUCGAUUUGUUCGUCUCAGUUGGCAUCCUCCUGCGGAGACAAAAGGAAAUAUUCAGACUUACAGCAUCUACUUCUCCAAAGAAGGAACCUUCAGGGAAAGGGCUGUAAAUACAUCGCAGCCAGUAUCACUACAGCUAACAGUGGGAAAUCUGAAACCAGAAGAGACCUAUAUCUUCCGCAUUGUAGCUUAUAAUGAAUGGGGUCCCGGAGAAAGCUCCCAACCUGUUAAAGUCACAACCCAGCCUGAAAUGCAAAUUCCAGGUAAAAUUCAGAAUCUUCAAGUCAUCUCUACCUCACCUACCUCAGUCCUGAUAACUUGGGAACCUCCGGCCUAUGCAAAUGGUCCAGUACAGGGCUACCGAGUGUUUUGUACAGAAACUCUCUCUGGUAGAGAGCAGAAUAUAGAAGUAGAGGGACUAUCAUACAGGCUCGAAGGACUACGGAAGUUUACAGAGUAUACUAUAAGAGUCUUGGCAUUUAAUCUUUAUGGACCUGGAGGCUCAUCAGAAGAACAUACCCUCAUAACACUUUCUGAUGUACCAAGUGCUGCACCCCAAAACGUUUCUUUGGAAGUAGUCAACUCACGGAGCAUCAAAGUUAGCUGGCUGCCUCCCCAAUCUGGAACACAAAAUGGAUUUAUUACAGGCUACAAAAUCCGGCACAGAAAAACUAGCCGCAGGGGUGAAUUAGAAACUUUGGAGCCAAACAACCUUUGGUACAUGUUCACAGGACUUGACAAAGGAAGUCAAUACAGUUUUCAGGUUUCUGCUAUGACUGUAAAUGGUACAGGACCUCCUUCGGACUGGUACACUGCUGAAACACCGGAGAAUGAUCUUGAUGAAUCCCAGGUUCCAGACCAGCCCAGCUCUUUACAUGUCCGACCAUUAUCGACCAGUAUUAUUAUGAGCUGGACACCACCACUGAAUCCAAACAUUGUGGUACGAGGAUAUAUUAUUGGCUAUGGAGUUGGAAGUCCUUAUGCAGAGACAGUGAGAGUGGAUAACAAGCAACGUUAUUACUCAAUUGAAAAUCUAGAGCCAAGUUCCCAUUAUGUAAUUUCUCUAAAAGCCUUUAAUAAUGCUGGUGAAGGUGUUCCCUUAUAUGAAAGUGCCACCACAAGAUCUCAGACUGAUCCCAUUGAUCCACUCGAAAUUGAGUUUUAUCCUUUUAUUGAUGAUUUCCCUACCUCAGUCCCAGAUAUGUCCACCCCCAUGCUCCCACCAGUAGGUGUUCAGGCUGUUGCGCUUACUCAUGAUGCUGUGAGAGUCAGCUGGGCAGACAACUCUGUCCUGAAGAACCAGAAGACAACUGAAAUGCGUUUCUAUACCAUUCGAUGGAGAACUAGCUACUCUACAAACUCAAAGUACAAGUCUGCAGACACGACAUCUUUAAGUCAUACUGUUACGGGUCUGAAGCCUAACACCAUGUAUGAGUUCUCAGUUAUGGUCACAAAAGGAAGACGAUUAAGCACAUGGAGUAUGACAGCUCAUGCUACGACAUACGAGACAGCUCCAACAUCUGCCCCGAAAGAUUUAACAGUUAUCGCAAGGGAUAGGAAGCCUCGAGCUGUUAUAGUAAGCUGGCAGCCUCCAAUCGAAGCCAACGGCAAAAUUACUGCAUAUAUCCUGUUCUACACCUUGGACAAGAACAUACAGAUUGAUGAUUGGGUUAUGGAGACAAUUAGUGGCGAUAGGUUAACACAUGAAGUUUUGGACCUCAAUCUAGACACAGCCUAUUACUUUCGAAUACAAGCACGGAAUGCAAAAGGACUAGGACCCCUCUCUGACCCAAUCCCAUUUAGAACACCUAAAGUGGAACACCCUGACAAAAUGGCUAAUGACCAAGGUCGUCAUGGAGAUGGAGGAUAUUGGCCGCCAGACACAAAUUUGAUUGACAGGAGUAGCCUUAACGAACCUCCAAUAGGUCAAAUGCACCCACCUCAUGGCAGCGUAACCCCACAGAAAAAUAGCAAUCUCUUGGUUAUCAUUGUGGUGACAGUUGGUGCAAUAACUAUUUUGGUUGUGGUGAUCGUAGCAGUGAUCUGCACUCGGCGAUCUUCAGCACAACAGAGAAAAAAGCGUGCCACUCAUAGUAUUGGUAAGAGAAAAGGAAGCCAAAAAGAUCUAAGGCCUCCAGAUCUCUGGAUUCACCAUGAGGAGAUGGAAAUGAAAAAUAUUGAAAAGCCAUCAGGAUCUGAAACACAAGGAAGGGAUUCCCCAAGGCAAAGCUGUCAAGAUGCUACACCCAUUAGUCACAGUCAAUCGGAGUCACAGCUGGGCAGCAAAAGCACAUCCCAUUCUGGUCCUGACUCAGAUGAAGCAGGAAGUAGCAUAUCAACACUGGAGCGUUCCUUAGCUGCCCGCCGUGCCACCAGAGCUAAACUUAUGAUUCCAAUGGACUCCCAACCAAGCGGUAACACUUCUGUUGUCUGUGCAAUUCCUGUGCCAACGCUGGAAAGUGCCCAAUACCCAGGAAUUCUUCCAUCGCCAACAUGUGUCUAUCCGCAUCCACAAUUUACUCUACGUCCUGUACCAUUUCCCACACUCUCUGUUGACAGAGGAUUUACUGCUGGUCGAGUCGCUGACCAUCCUGUCUUGUCACUCAACUCUACACCAUCUCUUCCCUCUAUAAACACAGCAGUGAGUGAAUGUCCAACUUCUCAGCAGCCAUCCAUGUUAUCACACACUCAGCCUGAACAUUCCAAUAAUGAUGAUGCACCAAGUCGAACCAUCCCCACUGCCUGCGUCCGACCGACACAUCCACUCCGCAGUUUUGCUAAUCCCCUGUUACCUCCACCAAUGACUGCAAUGGAACCAAAAGUCCCUUAUACAUCACAUUUAUCUCAAUCAGGGGCCAGCCUUCCAAAGGCACAAGUAAAGACAGCAUCUCUUGGAUUGGCAGGCAAGGCAAGAUCUCCGCUACUCCCGGUUUCAGUCCCAACAGCUCCAGAUGUUUCAGAAGAAGGUCACAAACACACAGAGGACCCAGCGAGUGUAUAUGAACAGGAUGACCUAAGUGAACAAAUGGCAAGUUUAGAGGGUCUAAUGAAGCAACUAAAUGCAAUCACAGGCUCUGCUUUCUAAUGGCAUUAAGAAAAAUAUUAACUCCUUUGUUGCCAGAAUGGCCUGCAGUGUAUUGCGGAGCAAUGGAUUACAGGUCGUUCUGAUAACAAAAAUUGUUAAUUGAAUACCCAGGAAAAUUGCAGCAUACCAGUGUUUUAAAUUGUCCUCAUGGAUACAUCAACAUUAAGUCAAAAGAACCUUCAAUACCAUUGAUUUUAGACAAAAGAAGAUUUGUGUGACAUUCAAUAAAGAAUCAUUUCUUGUGACCUGGAUUUCUUUGGAACAAGAAUAUGGAUUUGUGCGUGGGGGAGGAGGAUGAAGCUAAUCCCAUUUUCUGCAAGAUUGAAAAACCUUUUGGAAGCGUACAUUUCAUCACUAUGCCACACUCAGUUUUUGUUAUGGAUGACAUGUAACAUGUUACAUCAGAAUAAAUUGUCUUUCUGGCGUAUAUUGUGUCUUAACCCCUUUCAGUGUCACAAAGGUGAGUAGUGCCUGUUUAUUACCGGACAAGCAAUGGCCAUCCUUGUAUCACUCAAAGGGGUGCAUUUGCAAAAAUUAUGAGUUACUGUGAAUUGACUACUGACUAAAAAAAGUCAUAAUUCAACCAGAGAGCCAAGAUGUAGAAUUUGUUUCAACACUUCUGAAAACCGUUUUCUGAUUAGUUAAUAAACCACAAAGGGUGUAUGUGUUCUAAAAAGAAAACAAACAAAAUGUAUUGGUGGAUUUACAUUAUUUAUAGUCACAGAACUUCAU